AUGAAACAUAACACUAUCUUAAUAAUAUAGAAUGUAAGUAUUAUUAGAAUUUAUUAGUAUGGAUUAUGCAAUAAAUAUUAGAAUUAUUCUAAAAUUGAAUCAAAGAUAGGCAGAUUAUUUAUAUUUUAAUUUACAUAUAAAUAUUGA
Paramecium sonneborni is the source of this 147-nucleotide messenger RNA. The record is from the annotation of a GenBank genome assembly. Lineage: Eukaryota; Ciliophora; Oligohymenophorea; Peniculida; Parameciidae.